This is a messenger RNA of Cylicocyclus nassatus, 657 nucleotides long. The record is from the annotation of a GenBank genome assembly. NCBI's taxonomy places the organism in Eukaryota, Metazoa, Nematoda, Chromadorea, Rhabditida, Strongylidae.
AUGCUAGCUAGUCAGUGUACUACCUACCGGCUACUAGUCAUUAGUUUUUCUUGCGAUGAUGUGCUCACAUUGGCAAAUUGGAAUUGGCAGAGUUGGCAAAUACCGCACCACGGCCAAAGGUUAACGACUCGCAAGCUGUCAAGAAUCACUACAAUGCAACGAUGCGCUGAAUCAGUGAAGACAUUCUCUAUCAAUAAUCCAUCAUGGAAUCAUCUGGUGCGCGGAUUUUAUAUGUGGAUUGUUCAGCGCUUGAGUUCAAAACCGCGCUCAUUGGUUUCCUACCAACAAUUGUGCUUGCUAUUCGAUCACCCAAAGCAGAGCUUGUAGCUGGCUUAUCUUAUGAUACGAUGUCUUGGAAAUGGUGAAGGCAGAAUCAGAGAAAGAAGGGAUUUUUCGUGACGAAUGUGCCGCAGCCGAAUUCAUUCUAACACAAUGGAGAAGUGUUCUUGGUGUUGAUGAGGGAGUCCUCGACUGUUUCGACUUUCUAUUGUAACAUGGACAUCAAUCUCGUGUUAAUCAUGUGCAUUUAGUCAGUGUCUACUUCAAUGCUUGUAAUACUUACGGCAGUAUGAGUAUGAUGCUUUAUGGCUAUAAGUAGCUGCCAAUACGUUCUACUCCUUAUUUUUGUCACAACUAAUAAAACUAUACAAUCAGAAA